AUGGCUCUGUUUCGUCUGUCUCUUCUGGGGCUGGCCGGUAGUGUGGCUGCUCAGACGCAGUACACCAGCACCGCGCCCGCCGCUGUGGCUAAGGCUGCGGCCACCGCCCUGACUGAGUCCCCAACAAGCAAUGUGGCCGGGAACACUUUCGACCGUUUUGUCCAGAUCUUCCUGGAGAACACGGACUACAGCCAAGCUAUCAAGGACCCGAACCUCGCCUACUUGGCAAGCCAAGGCAUCAGCUUGACCAACUACUUCGCCAUCACGCACCCGUCCCAGCCCAAUUACGUUGCCGCAGCUGGUGCCAACACCUUUGGCAUUUCCGACGACAACUUCCACCGCAUCAGCUCCACCACGAAGACGAUCGUGGAUCUGCUGGAAGCCAAGGGCGUCAGCUGGAGCAUCUACCAGGAGGACAUGCCCUACUCCGGCUUCGAGGGCAACUGGGUCAACCAGGUGACUGGGGCGAACGACUACGUUCGGAAGCACAACCCCCUGAUGAGCUUCGACUCCAUUACUUCGAACACUGAUCGGCUGGCCAAGUGCAAGAACUUCACCAUGUUCAACCGUGACCUCGCCGCAAACAAGCUCCCCCAGUGGAUGUUCAUCACCCCGAACAUGACCAACGACGGCCACGACACGUCCGUCACGGUUGCCGGCCAGUGGGCGCGCAACUGGCUCACCCCCUUGCUCUCCAACCCGAACUUCAACAUCCCCCGCACGCUGGUCAUCCUGACCUUCGACGAGGGCAGCACCACGGGCACCAACCAGAUCUACGCCGUGCUGCUGGGCAGCGCCGUGCCCAGCGCCAAGGUUGGCACGACCAACAACACUCGCUACAACCACUACAGCCUGACCAAGACGGUCGAGCUCAACUGGGGGCUCGGCAGCCUCGGCCAGAACGACGUGGGCGCGAGCGCGUUCUUCUGA
Messenger RNA from Thermothielavioides terrestris NRRL 8126, 930 nucleotides. RefSeq lists its product as uncharacterized. Gene Ontology annotation, biological process: phospholipid catabolic process. Lineage: Eukaryota; Fungi; Ascomycota; Sordariomycetes; Sordariales; Chaetomiaceae. The transcript has 5 exons. The record is from RefSeq and is a predicted model, not a curated record. The coding region runs from base 1 to 930 and encodes 309 amino acids. Gene Ontology annotation, molecular function: hydrolase activity, acting on ester bonds.